AGAACCUCCCCCUCCCCACCCCCUAUCUCAAGGAAACCAUUCCCAUUGCAUGGGUCAACACGACCCUGUUUGAUUACCAGGGUAAGCUGCGGUCGGGUCCAUUGAAGCUCUUUGCAUGGCCUGUACCUGAAACAAUGGCAGACCAACUCAAUCCAGUUGGCACAGUGGUGUCCAAUAUCAACACUGCUACCUCAGUCUCACUCAGCAUUGAAUUUCCAAGUUACUCCCAUGCUGUUGUGUAUCCAUCAUUUGAGAAGAUUGCUGAACUAGCUGCAGAAGUUACUGACUUCAACAUUUUUGGAGGAGCAGAUGAAACAUUGAUUGAGCAACUAAGGCAGAUUGUAAACCGUGAACCCUUGGCCCCAAUCUUUGAACAAGAAAAGGAGCUUGUUUGGGAGAGGAGAAUUGACUGUCGAGAACAUUUUCCGCAUGCUCUAGCAAAACUGUUGUGUUGUGUGAAGUGGAACAGCAAUAAAGAUGUUGCUUUGAUGCAGAUUCUUCUUCAAACUUGGCCCAGGCUGGACCCAGAGCAGGCUUUAGAACUGUUGGAUUUCACGUAUGCUGACCAGGAAGUGAGGAAGAUUGCUGUGCAGUGCAUUGAAAAAAUGAGUGACAGGGAAAUUUCACAGUAUCUUCUUCAGCUAGUCCAGGUUCUAAAGUAUGAAUCAUACCUUGAUAAUGACUUGGCAGAGUUUUUACUCAAGAGAGCUCUUAAGAAUCAGCACUUUGGGCAUCAGUUGUUUUGGUUUCUCAGGUAAAAUGAACUCUUCACCUUUAUUUACAAUGUACAAUGUACACUGUA
Orbicella faveolata is the source of this 802-nucleotide messenger RNA. Its product is annotated as phosphatidylinositol 4,5-bisphosphate 3-kinase catalytic subunit. Gene Ontology annotation, molecular function: 1-phosphatidylinositol-3-kinase activity; 1-phosphatidylinositol-4-phosphate 3-kinase activity. The record is from RefSeq and is a predicted model, not a curated record. Gene Ontology annotation, biological process: phosphatidylinositol 3-kinase/protein kinase B signal transduction; phosphatidylinositol-3-phosphate biosynthetic process; phosphatidylinositol-mediated signaling. Gene Ontology annotation, cellular component: plasma membrane; cytoplasm; phosphatidylinositol 3-kinase complex. Lineage: Eukaryota; Metazoa; Cnidaria; Anthozoa; Scleractinia; Merulinidae.